AAUUUACAUAUAUAAAGUAAGUAGAACUGUGUCCUUAAAAACCAAGGGUCCUGAAGUUUGUUAUGGUUCUAUUUAUGUUGAUAUAAAUAUAUCGGACUCAAAAGAGAAUGUGUAAUGAAAUGAAACACCAUAGCUUUGCUACUAUAAAUAUAAAUAGGUCAGAGGUAUUUGGACCAUAUCAUUAAAGCCUGCAUUUCCCUCUUUCUACUCACAGCUAUGGCUACGUUUGGCAGUUUGCUGUCGGAGGAGCAGCUCCGGUGCCCUAUCUGUCUGGAUCUGUUCAAUCGGCCUGUAUCCACCCCUUGUGGUCAUAAUUUUUGUGGGGACUGCAUACGAGGAUACUGGCAGAGCACUGACAUGUCACUUUGCCCCAUGUGCAAACACAAGUUCUACAAGAGACCAGAGCUCAAAGUCAAUACCUUCAUUGCUGAGGUGGCUGCUCAGUUCAGGACAUCUAGAGCCCAGAACAUUGAACUCAGCUCAGAUCAAACUUCAUGCAAAGUCUUAUGUGAUGUGUGUGUUGGAAGAAAGGUCCCGGCUCUAAAGUCCUGUCUGGACUGUUUGGCCUCCUUCUGUGAAACCCACUUAGAACCACACCACGUCCUGGGGACCUUUAAGAAGCACACCCUGAUUGCCCCUCGCAUGAACAUGCAGGAGAGAAUGUGUGUGAAGCAUGAGAGGCUGCUGGAGCUGUUCUGCAACACUGACCAAACCUACAUCUGCCCAGUCUGCACCCAAGAAGAGCACACCGACCACCACACUGUCCCCAUUGAAGACCAGGGCAGAAAAAUAAAGGAACAAAUUGGAGAGUUAAACACUGAGGUAGAGAAAAUGAUCGAGGGCCGGAUUCAGAAAAUAGACAUGAUCCAAGAAGCUAUUGAGCUCAGCAGAAACAACUCAGAAGUGGAACUCAAAGAAGGAUUGCAUAUCUUCUCCAAACUCUUUAAGCUGCUCCAGAAAGACCAAGAUGAGGUGAGGGAGGUUAUCAACACAAAGCAAAGGCAAGUGGAAAUCAAUGCCAAAGGAGCUAUGUUAGAGUUAGAGCAAGAAAUAAAUGAUCUACGCCAGAGAAGCAUCCAACUAGAACAUCUGUCAAACAUUGCAGACGAUCUGUACCUUCUCAAGAGUUUUCCUGCUCUCUCCCAACUGCCUGUCACCAAAGACGGGUGUGAAACUGUCAUCGAAAGUGCUGUUUACGUGGGCACUUUGAGGAGAGCUGUCCGGAAAGUGGCAUCCAAGAUUGAUGAGACCGUUAAGGAUGAAGUUAAGAGAUUGUGCAGCACUGAGUUCCAGCGGGUGCGACAAUACGCUGUCAAUGUAACUUUGGACCCUGACACUGCUCAUCCAAAGCUGGUCCUGUCAGAGAAUAUGAAGCAAGUCUAUCACAAUGAUAUUGCUCUUAAUAUGGCUGUGGAGCUUCCCAGACGAGCAUUGUCCCCAGUUCUGAGUGCUGUGGUUUGGACCAUGUUGUCCUGUGGCAUCCUGUUGGCGUGUGGGUUUUUCUUCUUCACAAUGCGCUUUAAAAACAAUAGGAUAGUGAAGAUGUCCAGCCCCAAUCUGAAUGUCCUAACUCUAUUUGGGAGUAUCCUCACAUACAGCAGUGGAUUCUUGUUUGCGGCUGAUGGACAGUAUAGUGGAGUCAUCAUUCAGGUUCGAAUAUGGGCUUUGUGUCUGGGCAGUACUUUGGUGUUUGGUCCCAUAUUGGGGAAGACAUGGAGGCUGUAUAGAGUUUUCACACAGAGGGUUCCAGACAAGAGAGUGAUCAUCAGGGAUAUUCAGCUGAUGGGACUGGUGGUUUUGCUAAUCCUGAUUGACAUACUGAUUCUCAUGAUUUGGAACAUCACAGAUCCAAUCAAAUGUUCCCAUUCUCUGGGUGCUGUUGUUAAGAUUGUGGAAAAAGAGAUUUCCUACUCUCUGUCUCGGGUGCAGUCCUGCUCCUCUGUAUACUCACAUCUGUGGCUCAUCAUUAUAGCUGUUCAAAAGGGUUGUCUCCUACUUUAUGGAACUUAUUUGGCCGGUCUCACAAGUAACGUCAGUCAUCCUCCAGUCAACCAGUCGCCCACCAUCAUAACAGCUGUAACUCUGGUCACCCUGGCCUCCAUGGUGGUCAUCCCUGUGUACUUUUUUCUGCACAGCUGGCCCAACCUGGUCUACAGCGCAGUUGCAGGAGCCAUCUUCAUCUGCACUCUGGCAACUAACUGCAUGCUGUUUGUCCCACAGCUGACCCAGUGGAGGCAGUUUGAGGAGGACCAGAACAAUCCAAAUCAGAUGGCAAAGUAUUUUAGCAGUCCCAGCAAGAGCCAGGCUUCACUGUACAGCCAAGAGGAGAUCUAUUACCUGCUGGGAGAGAAUGACUCCAUGAAGAAGCUGCUUAAUGAGAAAAAUGCAGUGAUUGACAGUCUCCAGGAGCAGGUAAAAAAUGCCAAGGAAAAACUUCUACGCCUCAUGUCUGCCAGCCAGAUACUUGCUCCCAACCUGGAUCAAGACAUGUCAUCAUCCACAACCAACCUCCACUCCUCCUCCACCCAGACCACAGAGCUGUUAUCUGAGGACCCAAGUCUUCUUCAGAGGGACUGUAACUCCAGAAGCUCACCUGAUACUCUGUGCCCUCUUCUCACUUCUUCUGUUUUACCAUCUUCACCAGCACCCACAUUACCAAAGCUGUCAUCUCCAGUACCCGCCUCCUCUCCUAUAUUAAAUGAGACUGAAAUUUCUGAAGACAGUUCUAUUGCUUCUCCAAAGAUUGUGGAAAAAGCACCUCAAGUGUCCUCUGGAUUACUCAGAACUGCAGAAGAGGCAGCUAAAUUUGUCACAUCCCUGCAACAACGCAGAUUGUUGAACCCCUCCCUUGUAGAAGCUUUGAACAAACACAAAGAUUUUACAUCUCCAUCAAACUCUAAAAUGACUGGUUUUGUUAGCAGUGAGCAACUACAGGAGAUACUUCAGGAACUGAGUGUGGAUACAGUUCUGGAAACUACACUUAGAUCUCCUGGGCAAAUCUUCCCAGCUCAAACCAAAUGUUCUGAUACACUCUCCCCUCUUUCUGUGUGGAGCCAGCGUUCUCCUCCCGUGCCUGUGGUCUUCCAGUAUCCAAGUAUUUCUCCAUAUUCAAUGAGGAAGCGUAGACCACCUUUUCAUUCACCCAGAAGAGCCCUAUCCCCUCAUUGUUUCUACACCGGUGCAGACAGCGCAUGUAGGAAAACCAGAGAUGCAUGCAAACCAAAGGAUCAAGGACAAUCGUGUGACCCCAGCACACUGCUUCAAGGAGAGGAAGAAGAUGCUCAGAAUAGUAAGACAAAAGAAGCAGAGGAACAUGGCACUGGGAGAAAAGGUCAGAGGUUACAUAGGUUUCCAGUAAGAAUGUGUACAAAAGAUGUGUGCUGUGAUGGAGCUGAAAACCCAGGGAAGGAGACGAGUAAAAUGUUUUGUAAAAGACACAUUCGAGAUUCGUCUGGAUACUGGGACUCGGACUCCAGCAGUUCUACAGAUUACUGCUACUACCACCGGCCCUACUGUGAAUCCUGCCUGCAGCGUGGCUCCCUCACCACCUCAGAUAGCUCCUCUGACUCAGACAGCGAGUACGAGGACUACACAGGCCUGUACUGCUCACCACACCCUGUAGUUUUUAAAGAAGACCUCAAACCUACUUUUGUAUGAUCACAUUUACUGCACUUUAUAAUGACAGUGUUCAGUUGCAACCAUUUCUGCUCCUGUUCCCCAAAUCUGGGAAUAAAUAAGGAAAAUGUAGCUGUGUUUGAAGAGAUGUGAAAUAGUUCCAUGAAAAGUGUUGUCUUUGUACAUUAUUGGAAUUCUGUCUUUAUCUGAUCAUAUCAAGAAAUACAUUGAUAUAUUUUUCAUAAAAAGUAAAGCUUAAGUGACACUAAAUUUGACUGAUAUACAUCCCCAUUUCAGUGUGUAUUUUCACAAAAACUACAAAAUGUACUGUGAAAGCUAUGACACUAGUAUUUAUUUGAAUAUUUAUUUUUAAAUAUAUUUGUUUGCAGAUGUACUGUUAGCAUUCAUGCCAUUAUGUUUUAGAUGUUUACAUCUUAACAGAGGUUUAAACUUGACAUACAUUUCUUUCUUAAGUUUUGAGUUUAUACUUAUUUUUUCCAUUCAAUUUAAUCAACACUCCUUUUCCUCUUACAACAAUGUUUUUGUGUCACACUGUGUGUUACACUCUGUGCAAGCUUUUGGGGUUGAAUUCAAUCUGGAAGACAUUCAUCAUAACUUUUUUCAGAACAAUUUUCUUCUGUUGGACACAAUUGUAAUAAACUCC
Molecule: messenger RNA, 4279 nt
Organism: Periophthalmus magnuspinnatus
Lineage: Eukaryota; Metazoa; Chordata; Actinopteri; Gobiiformes; Gobiidae
Gene: gpr156
Product: G protein-coupled receptor 156
Exons: 9
Coding region: 217-3657 (1146 amino acids)
Biological process (GO): G protein-coupled receptor signaling pathway; gamma-aminobutyric acid signaling pathway
Cellular component (GO): G protein-coupled receptor heterodimeric complex; membrane
Molecular function (GO): zinc ion binding; G protein-coupled GABA receptor activity
Source: RefSeq, a predicted model, not a curated record